AUGCUCAAAUAAUAAGAUCAAUAAUAAGAUGGAUUUGUUAGUUUUAUGUUAGAAAAGGAAGAUUCAUUUAUAUUGAAUCCUAGUGACAAUCUUCUUUAACAUACAAAUGAAGAUGACUAUUAUAAAUAAUUAAGUAGGUAAUUUUAUGGUCAGAAAAAUGAAGGUAUUGCUAUUUAAUCAUUUCCUUUAUUUAGAAGUCAAAAAAGCACCAAAGAUUGAUCCUUCUGUGCUAAAAUAUAAAAUUAUAUCGCGUACUUUUAAAACCAAUACAGAAAGAUAGAAACCUGCAAUUUCAGUUCCUACAGUCAGUGAAUAAUUGUAAUAGGUAUAAGUUUAUUGUAAUUAUCUUUUUUCCUAUUAUAGCAGAUCUAGAAACUCUUAUCGUCAAGUAAACCUAAAUAGUAAACUACUAUAUAAUCCACUAAAAGAAUAAGUAUACAUUCUACAUAAAAAAUAAAUAAAAUAAAAAAUUUGUAUAUAUCAGAAUAGCCAGCAAAAUUUAACAUUCCUAUCCCAAUUAAAAAAAAUAAUAUUUAUGAACCUCGAACUUAUAGAUUAAGAAUAGAAGAAUCGAUUGAUCAAUUUUACUAAAUAACAUAAAAUUCAUAUAGAAGUACAUUGAAUAGUAGUACAAAAAGUAUUGCAAAGUUAGAUAAAAAUACUGAUAAUUCUUAUCCAAUUAAAUUGUAAACAUAAUUAAGAGAAGAUAUCCCAAG
Molecule: messenger RNA, 716 nt
Organism: Paramecium sonneborni
Lineage: Eukaryota; Ciliophora; Oligohymenophorea; Peniculida; Parameciidae
Source: the annotation of a GenBank genome assembly